AUGUGCGGCAACUCGACACGCCUUUCCGCAGGCGGCACCAUUGCCGUCUUACGCCCUCCGCCGCACGAGUCGCAACCAUCCACCGCCAGCUGCAACCUCUUCUUCCAGAAUCCCGGCGAGCUCCGUGGCCGCACACGCGCCGUCUUCCAGGCCGACGAUGGUGGCUGCUUCGACAACUUCAUGGGCUAUUUCAUGCUGAUCCACCACAACGGGGACCUGCUCGCGCGACCGUCGCUAAGCGAGGCCGCCAGCAACGCUCUCUACGCCAUCCAACUCAGGCCCGCCGUGGACGAACACCAGAGCCUUGCCCAGCUGGACCUGGCCCAUGUGCUUGACCUGUCCGUUGGUGACAGGGGCGUCAUUGGCAGGAAGGUGUCUAUCGUCACAGAUUUGAAGGACACCGGCACCACUCUGGCUGAGGGCAUCAUUGGCUGGAACUGA
Messenger RNA from Diplodia corticola, 441 nucleotides. Its product is annotated as oxoglutarate iron-dependent oxygenase. NCBI's taxonomy places the organism in Eukaryota, Fungi, Ascomycota, Dothideomycetes, Botryosphaeriales, Botryosphaeriaceae. Bases 1 to 441 code for a protein of 146 amino acids. The record is from RefSeq and is a predicted model, not a curated record. The transcript has 2 exons.